AUGCGCAAGGAGAAUCGCAACAAGGUCAAGGCGAAGGCGAAGAAGGACUGGAACCCGGCGACGUACUUCAUCGUCAUGUUCCUCUUCAUCGGCUCCAUGUCGAUUCAGAUGAUUGCGCUGCGCAACCAGACGGAGCGAUACAUGCGGCAGUCGUCGCUGAGACUCGCCCAACUUCGAGAAGUGGUGCAGCGCAUACAGAAUGGAGAGGACGUGGAUGUCGAAAAGGUUCUCGGCACGGGCGAUCCCCAGAAGGAGACGGAGUGGGAAGAAAUGCUGCAAGCGAUUGAGCGCGACGAAGCAUCCCGGAGCUCCGAGAAGCAGCCCAAGCAGAAGCCGACGGAACCCCGGCCCAAGGCUACAAGCCAAUCUCUCAGCGCUCAGCAGCCGCAGUCGGAAUCCCCCGCUCCGGUAAAGACGAAGACGGCCACUUUCGGAAAUUUCUUCUGA
Trichoderma citrinoviride is the source of this 447-nucleotide messenger RNA. RefSeq lists its product as hypothetical. The coding region runs from base 1 to 447 and encodes 148 amino acids. NCBI's taxonomy places the organism in Eukaryota, Fungi, Ascomycota, Sordariomycetes, Hypocreales, Hypocreaceae. The record is from RefSeq and is a predicted model, not a curated record. The transcript is spliced from 2 exons.